Daldinia caldariorum is the source of this 1345-nucleotide messenger RNA. RefSeq lists its product as uncharacterized. The transcript is spliced from 4 exons. Bases 101 to 1132 code for a protein of 343 amino acids. Lineage: Eukaryota; Fungi; Ascomycota; Sordariomycetes; Xylariales; Hypoxylaceae. The record is from RefSeq and is a predicted model, not a curated record.
GGAGUCGGAUCGUGGUUUGGUCGUUUAUUUAAGAAGGCAACAGGACCGGAUACACUGCAUCGCCACAUACACUCCUAAACUUCACGCCAAGGACUUCAUCAUGUCUUGGAGCUUUCUCAUCCUCGCCGCCCUUCUGGGCCAGCAUGCCUCUGCGCAAAACAUGCUUCGUUUCGGCUGCUCGCAGCUCACCAUCGAACGCGCUGACCCACUGGUCUCUCCUGGUCAAAACCCCGCUCCGCACACACAUCAGAUCAUCGGAGGGAACUCGUUCAAUCUUACGAUGACACCAGCCGAAUACGACCCGCCCAGCUUGUCCACCUGCACGACGUGCACCUACUCGGAGGACUUCAGCAACUACUGGACGGCGUCACUGUACUUCCGGUCGCCGGAGAACGGGACGUACCAGCGGGUCCCGCAGUACGCCAACUUCGGGAUCCAGCAGGACGGGGGCAUGACGGUGUACUACAUGCCCUACAGCGCCAAGAACGGCAAGGUGACGGCGUUCAAGCCCGGCUUCCGCAUGAUCGCGGGCGACCCCACCAACAGGAAGAACAUUUACAAGCCCUCCAUCUGCCACCGCUGCCUCGGAAACGGCGAGGGCUUCGCCCCGUGCGACGGCAAGGAUACCGCUGAGCUGCCGACCAAGUAUUGCCCACAAGGCAUCCGCGCGAGCAUUAUUUUCCCUUCGUGUUGGGACGGAAAGAACCUCGACUCCCCGGACCACAAGACGCACGUAGCCUACUCCAACGGCGGUGGUCUCGGUAGCCCGAACUGUCCUUCCACUCACCCGGUUGCCAUUCCGCAGGUGAUGUACGAAGUGAUGUGGGACACCGGAAGAUAUAAUAACGCCGCUUGGUACGGAAACGGCAAGCAGCCGUUCGUCUACAGCUUCGGAGACUCCACCGGAUACGGCCAGCACGGCGAUUACUUGUUCGGAUGGAAGGACGAUUCUUUGCAGAAGGCCAUGGACGCUUUGCCUACCGGGAACUGCGCCAAUGCUAACUGCCGCGUUCUUAAGAUCCAAUCCGCUGCGGAUGCUAUGAAGUGCAAGAAGGCUCAGCAGGUUGUUGAAGAUGUUGGACAGCCAGGGAAGUGGAUCAAUGAGCUUCCGGGAGGUGUGCCGGUCUAUUAAUGGCCUACCUACCUAGGUAGUGUCUGUACCUAGAAUAAAGUAGUAGUGUUAAACUCGUCAGAAGACUCUAAACUAGAACUGUAGGCAUAAUAUGAUGCUUCUAAAUCUAUAGUAUACACUUAUAUUGAGGGUAUCAGGGUAUUCAAUGUUCGGCCUUGGCACAAAUAUCAAAACAACAGUUGCUAAGAUAGAAUGACUACCAUAACCGUUGAC